Amoebophrya sp. A120 is the source of this 567-nucleotide messenger RNA. The record is from the annotation of a GenBank genome assembly. NCBI's taxonomy places the organism in Eukaryota, Dinophyceae, Syndiniales, Amoebophryaceae.
UUCCUGCCUCCCGCCGUUCAGCAGCAAGUCAUAGCAUCCGUGCACACCAAUCCUGGCCCCGCCGUGCACCGGGGUCGCGAGGCUACCGUCAACCAGCUCCGCAAGCAUUUCUGGUUUCCGGGGAUGUUCCGCAUGGUGUCGAGAGUUAUCCGCCGCUGCCACAUCUGCAAAGUCAGCAAGCCCGGCUUCGCUAUGCAGGGGGACCCGCGCUCCACGCCUGCGCUUUUCCCCAUGCAGACCAUCCAAGUGGACUUCGUCGGACCUAUCCACCCGCCGUCCCGGUGUGAGGCCACCGGUCGCUCCUUUUCGUACGUGCUGACCAUCAUCGACCUCCUCAGUCACUGGUGCUGGUUUGUCCCGACAAGCACUUGCGAGGCGCGCGAAUGUGCUACCUACAUCUCCGAGCAUCUCAUCUGGGAUUUCGGUACCCCCCUGGUGGUUCGGUCCGACAAUGGCAGCCAUUUCACCGCCGAAAUAGUUCGGCUAGUCGCUGACGCACUCGGGGUCGAGUGGGUCUACGGGAGCACCUACCGGCCGCAGUCACAGGCUGUCGUCGAGCGUUGUCAC